AUAGAACUAAGGACAAAAGGCAUUUCUGAGCACCAGAUCCUCCAUCUUCACCGAAGCCAUGAGCCGCCGCGUGGUUCGGCAGAGCAAGUUCCGCCAUGUGUUUGGGCAGGCAGCAAAGGCUGAUCAGACCUACGAGGACAUUCGUGUGUCCAAGGUCACAUGGGACAGCUCCUUCUGUGCUGUCAAUCCCAAAUUCCUAGCCAUUAUCGUGGAGGCUGGAGGUGGGGGCACCUUCAUCGUCCUGCCUCUGGCCAAGACAGGACGCGUGGAUAAGAACUACCCACUGGUCACUGGGCACACUGCACCUGUGCUGGAUAUUGACUGGUGCCCACACAAUGACAAUGUCAUCGCCAGUGCCUCAGACGAUACCACCGUCAUGGUGUGGCAGAUUCCAGACUAUACCCCUGUGCGAAACAUUACUGAACCUAUCAUCACACUUGAGGGCCACUCCAAGCGUGUGGGCAUCCUCUCCUGGCACCCCACUGCCAGGAACGUCCUGCUCAGUGCAGGUGGUGACAAUGUGAUCAUCAUCUGGAACGUGGGCACCGGAGAGGUGCUUCUGAGCCUGGAUGACAUGCACCCUGACGUCAUCCACAGCGUGUGCUGGAACAGCAAUGGGAGCCUGCUAGCCACCACCUGCAAGGACAAGACUCUGCGCAUCAUCGAUCCUAGAAAGGGCCAAGUGGUGGCGGAGCGAGCCCGGCCUCACGAGGGCGCCCGCCCGCUGCGGGCCGUCUUCACCGCAGACGGGAAGCUGCUCAGCACCGGCUUCAGCAGGAUGAGUGAGCGGCAAGUCGCGCUGUGGGACCCGAACAACUUCGAGGAACCAGUGGCCCUGCAGGAGAUGGACACAAGCAACGGAGUCCUACUGCCCUUCUAUGACCCGGACUCGAGCAUCAUCUACUUGUGUGGCAAGGGUGACAGCAGCAUUCGGUACUUUGAGAUUACGGACGAGCCACCCUUCGUGCACUAUCUCAACACAUUCAGCAGCAAAGAGCCGCAACGGGGCAUGGGUUUCAUGCCCAAACGGGGGCUGGACGUCAGCAAGUGUGAGAUCGCCCGGUUCUACAAGUUGCACGAAAGAAAAUGCGAACCCAUCAUCAUGACUGUGCCGCGCAAGUCAGACCUGUUCCAGGACGAUCUAUACCCAGACACGCCGGGACCCGAGGCUGCCCUGGAAGCAGAGGAGUGGCUAUCCGGUCAGGACGCGGAACCCGUACUCAUUUCGCUGAGGGACGGCUACGUGCCGCCUAAGCACCGCGAGCUCCGGGUCACCAAACGCAACAUCCUGGACGCACGCCCGCCCUCUGGCCCCCGCCGCAGCCAGUCAGCCAGCGACGCCCCCUUGUCGCAGCAGCACAGCCUGGAGACGCUACUGGAGGAGGUCAAGGCCCUUCGCGAGCGGGUGCAGGCGCAGGAGCAGCGCAUCACGGCUCUGGAGAACAUGCUGUGCGAGCUGGUGGAUGGCACCGACUAGCACCGUGCUGUGCGGCUGAGCGGCUGUGCUCAGCUCCGGCAGACGGGAAGGGCGGGACGCACCGGCCCACUCCAGCCUCUGGUCUGGGACUCCCGACCUCUCCUUCCUGGGCUGGGAUCCGAGGCUGGACUGGGAAGGAAACUAUAACCCUCGUGGGAGACCUGGAGAGGGAGCUCAGGGGAGACUCCUUUGUCUUUCGGGGGCCAGACUGCACUCUUGGUCGGGACUUGGCUGGAGCAGGCCUAACCCCCCACCCCACCCCGGGGCCUCAGCAAUGGUGCUGCUUGGUGAGAUGGUAGUCUCCUCUGUCCCUUGCCCCAGGCAGGGGAAAUGCUUAGUUAUUAGCAGAAUAUCUGGGGAUACUGGGGAGUUUGGGCUUGACCUCAAAGGGGUGGCUACUCUAUAGGUCUCCCCCAGACUACGUGGGGGAGAAUUUGGGCGUUUUUCCUUAUGGGCUCACCUGAUUCCACCCAUCUGAGUGGUAAACCCCAGUUGUGAGUUGACAGCACCCCAGUUCUCCAGAUACACACACAACCCACACAACCCCAACCCAGGGGUUUAUGGCAGAUGAUAGGGCAGUUUCCUCCAGUCUCUGCCAGAGAAAGCUCAGAACUGGAAUAAGAAAGUGGGUUUGCAACACACACACACACACACACACACACACUCCCCCUCCCCCAGCCCUCUGCUGUGGCCUUAACUCUGUGAGGAAAACAAGACAUAGUCACAGUUUCACUAAGAGUAAGGCUGUGCCUCCUGCAUGGCUGGGGCAGGCGAAAGGGAAACAUUGCCAGGCUCCUUGGAGAACUUAGCAAAAAUGCAAGCCUGGGCUCAGGACUCCCCAGCCUCUUACCCUGGCGCUGUCCUUACACUGAGAUUCAGCAGGACUCCCCACCCCACCCACCCUGGGCACUCCCCAGUAAAAUCAGGUAGGAAAAAGC
Molecule: messenger RNA, 2415 nt
Organism: Cavia porcellus (domestic guinea pig)
Lineage: Eukaryota; Metazoa; Chordata; Mammalia; Rodentia; Caviidae
Gene: Coro6
Product: coronin 6
Exons: 10
Coding region: 59-1477 (472 amino acids)
Biological process (GO): actin filament organization; cell migration
Molecular function (GO): actin filament binding
Source: RefSeq, a predicted model, not a curated record